Molecule: messenger RNA, 2152 nt
Organism: Aspergillus candidus
Lineage: Eukaryota; Fungi; Ascomycota; Eurotiomycetes; Eurotiales; Aspergillaceae
Product: putative dimethylaniline monooxygenase
Exons: 1
Coding region: 719-2152 (477 amino acids)
Molecular function (GO): NADP binding; N,N-dimethylaniline monooxygenase activity; flavin adenine dinucleotide binding
Source: RefSeq, a predicted model, not a curated record
UAUAUACAAAAGCUCGCAUAGGGCUGUGUCCUCAUUGUCCUUGACGUCAUAUUAUGAAGGACAAAGUCCCUUCCAGCGAUGACGAUGUGGGUCGAUUGGCACUACGCUCGAUGUUCUCGAACCUGUCAUUGUCUGGUACAGUGGAUGCUGCCGCCAUGGCAAAGGUUAUUGUUAUGACUUCUCUGUUUGCUUGGAGAAUCCCAACCUAAUUGCUCAGUGCCGCGAAAAGUAACAUUGAACUAUAGCUUGAUGUGCACUUACGAAUAGCCACUAGACCAACAUAAUCCCUAUAGCUGGGUCUGCUUUCAAACGCCAGGCAAAGUGGGGUCUAGCUAUGGCCUCCCACUCCGCUGCACUGCUCAUCGCAAGCGCGGGUCACGUCAGGGAACAACGAAUCUUUCUGCAUGAUCCUCCGGCUAGAUAUGGCGAUGGAGCUUCAUGCAUUUCCACUGAUACGGUUUAGGCUGUUUGUAAAGACUAUUCGAGUGUUAAUAUGUCGCCAGUGAGGGGCUGCGGCACGCAAGCGAUGCACAACAGCAUAAUAUAUGCAGUUUGCGACACCGUCUAUUAAAAUUCGAAUCAUCGCUACUGUGAUAUCAAAUCGUUGACCGCAAGAUUCUGCAUACCAGGACAUUCUUCUUUCCUGUGUCUGUGCCAUUCCCCAUGUUAAACUCGGUUUCAUCUUUUUGAUUGUCUCAAGCGCAUAUUUCACGCCACAAUGGCUCGGUAUCCUCGCGUAGCGGUGGUGGGCACUGGACCAUCAGGCAUAUCGGCUGUCAAAGCCCUCCAUGAAGAAAAGGCCUUCGAUACAAUCCGCGUGUUCGAGCGCCGGAAUAAGCCAGGGGGUGUAUGGCAUCUUGACCCUAUCCCCGACGUCUUUCCUGCCCCGAAAAACCCAUACAGCGCCCGGAAACAGAUCCCCUCGACGCUGCCACAAUUUUCGGCCCCGGGGCCCGAAGACACCACAGCACGCACAGGUGUUUAUGAGUCGCUCGACAGCAAUGUUGGGAUCAAGGCAAUGGAGUUUACUCACACGCCCUUCCCGGUCAUAAACUCGGCGCUCUCCGUUGAGCGGUAUGGACACUCAAAUCCGACUCGGCCUUGGCAAGUAGUAUCUCGAUACCUCGAUGACCUUGCCAAAGACUACUUGCAUCUAAUUUCCUUCAACACAACGGUUGAACGAGUCAAGAAAAUCGGCGGAAAGUGGACGGUGACGCUCCGACGCACAGAUAUGACGCACCAUGGCCAGCCAGCCGAUUACUGGUGGCAAGAGCACUUCGAUGCAGUCAUUGUCGCGUCGGGACAUUACAACGUCCCUCUAGUUCCGGAGGUGAAGGGCCUGGACGCCGCGUUCAAAGCUCAUCCCACCAAGCUCGAGCAUGCAAAAUCAUUCCGCUCUGCAAAUGAUUACGUCGAUAAGAAGGUCGUCGUGGUUGGGGGCAAUGUCUCUUCUGCAGACCUGGUCGCCGACCUCCACGCCAUCAUCAAGGGCCCCCUGUACGUGUCCCAGCGAGGCAGGAACGACGCGUUCCGCUUCGCAUGGGACCUUCCCAACGUCGAGCUCAAGCCGACACUCCAAUCCAUCAAAGCAAGCGACGCAAGUAUCAGCGUGACUUUCACCGACAACACCACGGUCGACAACAUCGACAAGCUCAUCUUUGCAACAGGAUACCGCCUAUCCUAUCCCUUCCUUGACCCCGACCCGGUCACGCCCAACAACCGCGUAGCCGGGUUUUACCAGCACGUCUUCAAAGUCGGCGAUCCGUCUCUCGCCCUUGUAGGCCAGGUCCGCGCAGCGAUCAGUUUCCGCGUAUACGAGUACCAGGCCGUCGCCGUGGCGAGGUAUUUUGCAGGCCACAACGCGAAGCCCUUGCCCAGUCCCCAAAAGCAGGAUCUCUGGGAAUUUGAAAGGCUGAAGUACCGCGGCCCCACAACUGACUUUCACACUCUCAGGCCGGACUUUAAGGAAUAUUUUGACUUCCUCCGGGAUUUGGCUGGUCCCCCUGCUGCUGGAACUGAUGGUUACGAACUGCCGUCUUGGGAUGAUAAGUGGGCGGAGUGGGCGUGGGAGAUUCCAAUUCUGAAAGAACGGUAUUGGAGAUCUCGUCACCAGGAUAAAACGAUUAGCAAUGCCGUAAGGGCGAAACUAUGA